This is a messenger RNA of Rangifer tarandus platyrhynchus (Svalbard reindeer), 5523 nucleotides long. The record is from the annotation of a GenBank genome assembly. NCBI's taxonomy places the organism in Eukaryota, Metazoa, Chordata, Mammalia, Artiodactyla, Cervidae.
AUGCCUCACAUCCCGUUGACACUUCGAGAGGCACGCGGAAUUCACUGCUUCAAAAGGCUCAAGACGUAUGCCAACUUUCCAGAAGCACCUCAAGGGGAGGCUUCUCUCAGCAAUAGGCUCAAGACGUAUGCCAACUUUCCAGAAGCACCUCAAGGGGAGGCUUCUCUCAGCAAUAGGCUCAAGACGUAUGCCAACUUUCCAGAAGCACCUCAAGGGGAGGCUUCUCUCAGCAAUAGGCUCAAGACGUAUGCCAACUUUCCAGAAGCACCUCAAGGGGAGGCUUCUCUCAGCAAUAGGCUCAAGACGUAUGCCAACUUUCCAGAAGCACCUCAAGGGGAGGCUUCUCUCAGCAAUAGGCUCAAGACGUAUGCCAACUUUCCAGAAGCACCUCAAGGGGAGGCUUCUCUCAGCAAUAGGCUCAAGACGUAUGCCAACUUUCCAGAAGCACCUCAAGGGGAGGCUUCUCUCAUCAAUAGGCUCAAGACGUAUGCCAACUUUCCAGAAGCACCUCAAGGGGAGGCUUCUCUCAGCAAUAGGCUCAAGACGUAUGCCAACUUUCCAGAAGCACCUCAAGAGGAGGCUUCUCUCAGCAAUAGGCUCAAGACGUAUGCCAACUUUCCAGAAGCACCUCAAGAGGAGGCUUCUCUCAGCAAUAGGCUCAAGACGUAUGCCAACUUUCCAGAAGCACCUCAAGGGGAGGCUUCUCUCAGCAAUAGGCUCAAGACGUAUGCCAACUUUCCAGAAGCACCUCAAGGGGAGGCUUCUCUCAGCAAUAGGCUCAAGACGUAUGCCAACUUUCCAGAAGCACCUCAAGGGGAGGCUUCUCUCAGCAAUAGGCUCAAGACGUAUGCCAACUUUCCAGAAGCACCUCAAGGGGAGGCUUCUCUCAGCAAUAGGCUCAAGACGUAUGCCAACUUUCCAGAAGCACCUCAAGGGGAGGCUUCUCUCAGCAAUAGGCUCAAGACGUAUGCCAACUUUCCAGAAGCACCUCAAGGGGAGGCUUCUCUCAGCAAUAGGCUCAAGACGUAUGCCAACUUUCCAGAAGCACCUCAAGGGGAGGCUUCUCUCAGCAAUAGGCUCAAGACGUAUGCCAACUUUCCAGAAGCACCUCAAGGGGAGGCUUCUCUCAGCAAUAGGCUCAAGACGUAUGCCAACUUUCCAGAAGCACCUCAAGGGGAGGCUUCUCUCAGCAAUAGGCUCAAGACGUAUGCCAACUUUCCAGAAGCACCUCAAGGGGAGGCUUCUCUCAGCAAUAGGCUCAAGACGUAUGCCAACUUUCCAGAAGCACCUCAAGGGGAGGCUUCUCUCAGCAAUAGGCUCAAGACGUAUGCCAACUUUCCAGAAGCACCUCAAGGGGAGGCUUCUCUCAGCAAUAGGCUCAAGACGUAUGCCAACUUUCCAGAAGCACCUCAAGGGGAGGCUUCUCUCAGCAAUAGGCUCAAGACGUAUGCCAACUUUCCAGAAGCACCUCAAGGGGAGGCUUCUCUCAGCAAUAGGCUCAAGACGUAUGCCAACUUUCCAGAAGCACCUCAAGGGGAGGCUUCUCUCAGCAAUAGGCUCAAGACGUAUGCCAACUUUCCAGAAGCACCUCAAGGGGAGGCUUCUCUCAGCAAUAGACUCAAGACGUAUGCCAACUUUCCAGAAGCACCUCAAGUGGAGGCUUCUCUCAGCAAUAGGCUCAAGACGUAUGCCAACUUUCCAGAAGCAACUCAAGGGGAGGCUUCUCUCAGCAAUAGGCUCAAGACGUAUGCCAACUUUCCAGAAGCACCUCAAGGGGAGGCUUCUCUCAGCAAUAGGCUCAAGACGUAUGCCAACUUUCCAGAAGCACCUCAAGGGGAGGCUUCUCUCAGCAAUAGGCUCAAGACGUAUGCCAACUUUCCAGAAGCACCUCAAGGGGAGGCUUCUCUCAGCAAUAGGUUCAAGACGUAUGCCAACUUUCCAGAAGCACCUCAAGCAGAGGAUUCUCUCAGCAAUAGGCUCAAGACGUAUGCCAACUUUCCAGAAGCACCUCAAGAGGAGGCUUCUCUCAGCAAUAGGCUCAAGACGUAUGCCAACUUUCCAGAAGCACCUCAAGGGGAGGCUUCUCUCAGCAAAAGGCUCAAGACGUAUGCCAACUUUCCAGAAGCACCUCAAGAGGAGGCUUCUCUCAGCAAUAGGCUCAAGACGUAUGCCAACUUUCCAGAAGCACCUCAAGCAGAGGAUUCUCUCAGCAAUAGGUUCAAGACGUAUGCCAACUUUCCAGAAGCACCUCAAGCAGAGGAUUCUCUCAGCAAUAGGCUCAAGACGUAUGCCAACUUUCCAGAAGCACCUCAAGAGGAGGCUUCUCUCAGCAAUAGGCUCAAGACGUAUGCCAACUUUCCAGAAGCACCUCAAGAGGAGGCUUCUCUCAGCAAUAGGCUCAAGACGUAUGCCAACUUUCCAGAAGCACCUCAAGGGGAGGCUUCUCUCAGCAAAAGGCUCAAGACGUAUGCCAACUUUCCAGAAGCACCUCAAGAGGAGGCUUCUCUCAGCAAUAGGCUCAAGACGUAUGCCAACUUUCCAGAAGCACCUCAAGUGGAGACUUCUCUCAGCAAUAGGUUCAAGACGUAUGCCAACUUUCCAGAAGCACCUCAAGCAGAGGAUUCUCUCAGCAAUAGGCUCAAGACGUAUGCCAACUUUCCAGAAGCACCUCAAGAGGAGGCUUCUCUCAGCAAUAGGCUCAAGACGUAUGCCAACUUUCCAGAAGCACCUCAAGAGGAGGCUUCUCUCAGCAAUAGGCUCAAGACGUAUGCCAACUUUCCAGAAGCACCUCAAGGGGAGGCUUCUCUCAGCAAAAGGCUCAAGACGUAUGCCAACUUUCCAGAAGCACCUCAAGAGGAGGCUUCUCUCAGCAAUAGGCUCAAGACGUAUGCCAACUUUCCAGAAGCACCUCAAGUGGAGACUUCUCUCAGCAAUAGGUUCAAGACGUAUGCCAACUUUCCAGAAGCACCUCAAGCAGAGGAUUCUCUCAGCAAUAGGCUCAAGACGUAUGCCAACUUUCCAGAAGCACCUCAAGAGGAGGCUUCUCUCAGCAAUAGGCUCAAGACGUAUGCCAACUUUCCAGAAGCACCUCAAGAGGAGGCUUCUCUCAGCAAUAGGCUCAAGACGUAUGCCAACUUUCCAGAAGCACCUCAAGGGGAGGCUUCUCUCAGCAAAAGGCUCAAGACGUAUGCCAACUUUCCAGAAGCACCUCAAGAGGAGGCUUCUCUCAGCAAUAGGCUCAAGACGUAUGCCAACUUUCCAGAAGCACCUCAAGUGGAGACUUCUCUCAGCAAUAGGUUCAAGACGUAUGCCAACUUUCCAGAAGCACCUCAAGCAGAGGAUUCUCUCAGCAAUAGGCUCAAGACGUAUGCCAACUUUCCAGAAGCACCUCAAGAGGAGGCUUCUCUCAGCAAUAGGCUCAAGACGUAUGCCAACUUUCCAGAAGCACCUCAAGAGGAGGCUUCUCUCAGCAAUAGGCUCAAGACGUAUGCCAACUUUCCAGAAGCACCUCAAGGGGAGGCUUCUCUCAGCAAAAGGCUCAAGACGUAUGCCAACUUUCCAGAAGCACCUCAAGAGGAGGCUUCUCUCAGCAAUAGGCUCAAGACGUAUGCCAACUUUCCAGAAGCACCUCAAGUGGAGACUUCUCUCAGCAAUAGGUUCAAGACGUAUGCCAACUUUCCAGAAGCACCUCAAGCAGAGGAUUCUCUCAGCAAUAGGCUCAAGACGUAUGCCAACUUUCCAGAAGCACCUCAAGAGGAGGCUUCUCUCAGCAAUAGGCUCAAGACGUAUGCCAACUUUCCAGAAGCACCUCAAGAGGAGGCUUCUCUCAGCAAUAGGCUCAAGACGUAUGCCAACUUUCCAGAAGCACCUCAAGGGGAGGCUUCUCUCAGCAAAAGGCUCAAGACGUAUGCCAACUUUCCAGAAGCACCUCAAGAGGAGGCUUUUCUCAGCAAUAGGCUCAAGACGUAUGCCAACUUUCCAGAAGCACCUCAAGAGGAGGCUUCUCUCAGCAAUAGGCUCAAGACGUAUGCCAACUUUCCAGAAGCACCUCAAGGGGAGCCUUCUCUCAGCAAUAGGCUCAAGACGUAUGCCAACUUUCCAGAAGCACCUCAAGAGGAGGCUUCUCUCAGCAAUAGGCUCAAGACGUAUGCCAACUUUCCAGAAGAACCUCAAGAGGAGGCUUCUCUCAGCAAUAGGCUCAAGACGUAUGCCAACUUUCCAGAAGAACCUCAAGAGGAGGCUUCUCUCAGCAAUAGGUUCAAGACGUAUGCCAACUUUCCAGAAGCACCUCAAGAGGAGGCUUCUAUCAGCAAUAGGCUCAAGACGUAUGCCAACUUUCCAGAAGCACCUCAAGAUGAGGCUUCUCUGAGCAAUAGGCUCAAGACGUAUGCCAACUUUCCAGAAGCACCUCAAGAGGAGGCUUCUCUCAGCAAUAGGCUCAAGACGUAUGCCAACUUUCCAGAAGCACCUCAAGAGGAGGCUUCUCUCAGCAAUAGGCUCAAGACGGAUGCCAACUUUCCAAAAGCACCUCAAGGGGAGCCUUCUCUCAGCAAUAGGCUCAAGACGUAUGCCAACUUUCCAGAAGCACCUCAAGGGGAGCCUUCUCUCAGCAAUAGGCUCAAGACGUAUGCCAACUUUCCAGAAGCACCUCAAGAGGAGGCUUCUCUCAGCAAUAGGCUCAAGACGUAUGCCAACUUUCCAGAAGCACCUCAAGGGGAGCCUUCUCUCAGCAAUAGGCUCAAGACGUAUGCCAACUUUCCAGAAGCACCUCAAGAUGAGGCUUCUCUCAGCAAUAGGCUCAAGACGUAUGCCAACUUUCCAGAAGCACCUCAAGAGGAGGCUUCUCUCAGCAAUAGGCUCAAGACGGAUGCCAACUUUCCAAAAGCACCUCAAGGGGAGCCUUCUCUCAGCAAUAGGCUCAAGACGUAUGCCAACUUUCCAGAAGCACCUCAAGGGGAGCCUUCUCUCAGCAAUAGGCUCAAGACGUAUGCCAACUUUCCAGAAGCACCUCAAGAGGAGGCUUCUCUCAGCAAUAGGCUCAAGACGGAUGCCAACUUUCCAAAAGCACCUCAAGGGGAGCCUUCUCUCAGCAAUAGGCUCAAGACGUAUGCCAACUUUCCAGAAGCACCUCAAGAGGAGGCUUCUCUCAGCAAUAGGCUCAAGACGUAUGCCAACUUUCCAGAAGCACCUCAAGAGGAGGCUUCUCUCAGCAAUAGGCUCAAGACGGAUGCCUACUUUCCAAAAGCACCUCAAGGGGAGCCUUCUCUCAGCAAUAGGCUCAAGACGUAUGCCAACUUUCCAGAAGCACCUCAAGAGGAGGCUUCUCUCAGCAAUAGGCUCAAGACGUAUGCCAACUUUCCAGAAGCACCUCAAGAGGAGGCUUCUCUCAGCAAUAGGCAACUCCAGAGAUGCCCCGAGAACACUGUCCCAAGUCUUGAGGAAUACGAACUACAGCCCAGCAACUCGAGGAAUGCCCCGUGUACCACAAAUCGUCUUGAGAUGAGAGCUGAUUCCGUGGCUUAG